This is a messenger RNA of Tachysurus fulvidraco (yellow catfish), 2638 nucleotides long. It is a transcript of the gene ca7, whose product is annotated as carbonic anhydrase VII. Bases 150 to 1016 code for a protein of 288 amino acids. Lineage: Eukaryota; Metazoa; Chordata; Actinopteri; Siluriformes; Bagridae. Gene Ontology annotation, biological process: regulation of intracellular pH. The record is from RefSeq and is a predicted model, not a curated record. The transcript has 7 exons. Gene Ontology annotation, molecular function: carbonate dehydratase activity; zinc ion binding. Gene Ontology annotation, cellular component: cytoplasm.
CCCUAACACUAUGGUCUGCCUCUAUGUCAUAGAAUGAAGCCGCUCUAUCAGACUGCCUUUACACACAACUACUAAACAAGCAGCUGGUCAUUUCUCUUUGCUGUCUUGUUUCUUCCCUCACUUUUUUCACCUCUGAAGGGAAACUCACAAUGACUGGCCAUAAGUGGGGUUAUGGUGAAGUGGAUGACCUUCCACUAGGGCACUUGACAUGGCCAAGCACAUUCAUUCAGCAUUGCAUAUUGCUUUUGAAAAUUUUGGCAGGUCCAUCUGCAUGGCACAAAUCGUACCCCAUUGCUCAAGGUGCCCGUCAAUCUCCAAUUAACAUCGUACCCGAAGAGGCGGUUUAUGACAGCCGCAUGCCAGGCAUCUCACUCAGCUAUGAGAACUGCACAUCUCUUACCAUAUCCAACAAUGGCCACUCUGUGGUGGUGGAGUUUGAGGAUAUGGAUGAUCGAUCAGUGAUCCAAGGAGGCCCACUUGAAAACGCAUACCGACUCAAACAAUUCCACUUCCAUUGGGGAGGAAAAGGCUGUGAUGGCUCUGAACACACUGUCAGUGGGAAGACCUACGUGUCUGAGCUACAUCUAGUGCAUUGGAACGCUGUGCGCUAUCGCACGUUUGGUGAAGCCGCUGUAGCUCCUGAUGGCUUGGCUGUGCUGGGCAUCUUUCUGGAGAGAGGAGAUGAACACGUGGAUCUAAACAUUAUAACUGAUGCCUUGUAUAUGGUCAAAUUCAAGGGAACCAUCGCAAAUUUCAAAGGCUUCAACCCAAAGUGCCUCCUACCUCCUAGUCUAAGGUUUUGGACCUACCCCGGCUCUCUGACCACUCCUCCUCUCUAUGAAAGUGUCAUAUGGAUUGUUCUCGCUGAAUCCAUUAGAGUGUCUGAUAAGCAGAUGGGAAAGUUCAGGAUGUUGCUCUUUAGUGCUGAAGAGGAGGAACAGAGGAAACGCAUGGAGAACAACUUCCGUCCUCCGCAGCCUCUGAAAGGCAGGACGGUCCGUGCCUCCUUUAAGUAGCCCACGUCAUCAUAUUGACACUGACAUGUUUUAGCAUCAUCUGUCUGCAACCUGGAAGUCUUAGACACUGUUUUCUUUAACUGAAGUCAGGCACAUUGUAAGACUCAGUACAAAUAUAAACCCAACCCCAAUACUGUGAAAGCACUUGUUCUGUAGGUUUACCUGCCAUGUUGUAGCCUGCCAAGAAACAUUAGUCAUCUCAUAACAUUCAUCAGACAUAAGAUAUGAGCAGAAGAUGCAAAAAUACAACCAGGUGUUUUUUUUUUUUAUGUGGUUGCUUUUUUGCUGAAUAGAUGAUUUUAUAAGAGGAGUGGAAUGGUUCUUUUGCAAGUCCUUCCUAAAACACAUUGAAGUCCUGAGCCAUUUUACAGAUCUUCUAUAAUCCAUCAGGAUCAGACAUGUGUGCUGAAGGAUCCACCCUCACGUGCGUGCAGUGAAUUGCAGACCACAUGACCCGGGGCAAGCCUUCUGAUUUUCCACAUUAUUUGGAUAGUAACCAACCUCUGGCAAGCCACACUCUUCACCACUUAUUAUCCUGACCAAAGGAUGCAACUCAUUACGAAAUACUCCAGAGAUUUCCAGGGUCAUAAUCUAACAAAAUGUUCCAUUGAUUAUUACUGUAAACGAUGUGUUGUCCUGUCCUGUACAAAGAAAGUAAUGAAUGAAUUUUGCUAAGCUAGUGCUGUUUUUACUUUGCAGUGCUCUAUUUCUUCCUCUGAUGAUUCACAAUGACUCAUUUUGACUUGGUUUUAACCUCAGUGAUUAGCAAGGUAGUUGAAAUGAGCCACGGAAAUGUUGUUACUGCUUAUAGACAGAAUAGAACAUUAGUACAAUAUUAAUCAUCCAAAUAUUAGCUUUCAUUUAAAAGUAUAAUUAUUAAGAUUGUUAAUACCACUGAGUCUUACUUCACACGUUACACUCAAGCCUGACAGAAUUAACAAGUUUAAAGGCAUUGAACCACGACUGGUACUGAGUCAAAAAAACAAAAAAAAACAGCCUUUCCCACUUGACAUAACAGUUUAAAGUGUGUUCUACAGAAGCCUGGAAUCCCUUCAAGAGAGAUGAUCCAUUUUGCGUCCGAGAUGAAUGCUGCUGCAUAUAUUUACUACAUUUUUCACAGGGAUCUCUGUCUACAGGGAUUUCUUCAAACUUGUCUACAAUUUAUAGUGAAUCACUGAUGUCAUUGCUGGGGUGUGUUGUGUGUAAUGGAUGAUAAAAACUCUCUCAACACCUUAAAUAGAGAAAGGCUCCAUUUUACAUGUUUAACCCUUAAAGAAUACUUGGGUGUUACUAUAGUUUGUUGGCAGCUUUAUAUUCUGCAUUUAGUUUUAAAAAUAAUUGAAUUUAGCUAGACUUUAUUGAUGUGUUGCUAGCAGACAUAUACACCAGGCUUACAGAUUUAUCUACAGUAGUUUGUCAUCUUUUUGUUUAGUCAUAAUAUGGUUAGUCAUAAUAUGGUUAGUCAUAAUAUGGUUAGUCAUAAUAUGAUCUGAUAAUUAAAAUGGGAUCAGUGGAUGAAUUUUUGCUUGAAAUUAUUUAUUGUCAUUUUAUUUUUCUAUUCAAAAUAUAAGAAUAUGGUUCUGUAAAUUAUAAUAAAAAUAAAAAUAAUGACUUUCACUGUU